Messenger RNA from Dujonia railenensis, 978 nucleotides. The record is from the annotation of a GenBank genome assembly. NCBI's taxonomy places the organism in Eukaryota, Fungi, Ascomycota, Pichiomycetes, Serinales, Debaryomycetaceae.
AUGACGUCGAUUCAGAACCGAACAUUUGAAUUUCAGCAAUGUGUUUCCUCGUUUCAAAAAUUGAAUAAGGGCAAGCAACAGCAAGCACUCCAACCUCAAACUGCAUCACAAAAAUCCCAAUUUUCCAUCCAGGCUGGUAUAAUCGCCAAGGAUAUAGCCCACACGACAGACUUACUUUCCAAAUUGGCCCUUUUGGCGAAAAGGAAGCCUCUAUUUGAUGAUAAGCCCAUUGAAAUAGGUGAGCUUACCUAUGUUAUCAAGCAAGAUAUCUUCAAAAUCGAGGAAAACAUAAAGAACUUGCAAAAAUAUACAAAGGGGGACCACACCAUCCAAGUCGACUCGCAAAUUAACCAGUACUCGAAGAAUGUGUUGAAUUUGCUCAACUCGAAGAUGAAAAACAUAUCCGGAGAGUUUAAGAACGUGUUGGAGAUUAGACAGAAGAAUGAGUUGGUGAACAAAAAUAGAACGCAGCAGUUUUUGUCUGCAGCAGCAGCAUCCACAAACAGAUCACAAUCACCCCAGAGUAACUUAUCGUUGGGUGAGAAUCCAUAUGCUCUCGCAGCGCUGCUGUCAGGGUCUAACUACAAUCCUGCCAUGGACCAGAAUGGCAGUGCUACAGGAGGCAACCCUUACGGAGACGAGUUUCUUUCCAUUCCUGACCAAACUAGACAACUUUUGCUUAUGGAAGAGCAAAACGGGAACCAGUAUCUCCAGGAAAGAAACCGUGCUGUGGAAACCAUCGAAUCCACAAUUAAUGAGGUGGGGAACUUGUUCCAGCAGUUGGCCACCAUGGUCAGCGAGCAAGGUGAGGUUAUUCAAAGAAUUGACCUGAAUGUGGAGGAUAUAAAUUUGAACAUAUCGGGUGCACAAAGAGAGCUCUUGAAGUACUACAACCACAUAUCGAGUAAUCGAAUGUUGUUCUUAAAGAUAUUUGGGGUGUUGAUCGUGUUCUUUUUGUUGUGGGUAUUAGUUAGUUAG